Messenger RNA from Penicillium angulare, 1623 nucleotides. RefSeq names its product putative SIR2 family histone deacetylase (Hst4). Bases 1 to 1623 code for a protein of 540 amino acids. The record is from RefSeq and is a predicted model, not a curated record. Gene Ontology annotation, biological process: regulation of DNA repair; pericentric heterochromatin formation; negative regulation of transcription by RNA polymerase II. Gene Ontology annotation, molecular function: NAD+ binding; histone deacetylase activity, NAD-dependent. Gene Ontology annotation, cellular component: mating-type region heterochromatin. The transcript is spliced from 2 exons. NCBI's taxonomy places the organism in Eukaryota, Fungi, Ascomycota, Eurotiomycetes, Eurotiales, Aspergillaceae.
AUGAAUCAUGAAGUUUCAGAUUGCUCGGAUUUGAGCUCCUUGGCCUCGUCGCCGCGUUCAUCACCGGAGCCUGCGGCACGGUACCUGACGCCGUCCUCUUCGCAGGAAGGUGAGGAUUCUAUCCGCCAAGACUGUCCUCCCGCCAAAAAGAGGAGACGUAACCCACUGCCCAAAGAACGAACGACACAGUAUCUGAAGCUGUCGCAAUCUUCCGAAAGUCAAAAGGAUCAAGCAAAAUUACUUGUUGAAACUCUUCGCCACCAAAAAGAUAUUGUCGUUAUUGCUGGUGCUGGUAUCUCCACCUCCGCGGGUAUUCCGGAUUUUCGUUCCACAGAUGGCUUGUUUAAAUCAUUGCAAAAGAAGCAUAAUUUGAAGGCUUCCGGUAAACUUUUGUUUGAUGCGGCUGUUUAUCAGGAUGACGCCUUGACGGCGCCUUUUCAUGAAUUGGUGCGGUCGCUCAAGAUUGAGUCCGAAAAGACCAAACCUACCAAGUUUCACCAAAUGCUUGCUCGACUGGGCAAGGAGAAUCGCCUCAAGCGUCUGUAUACCCAAAACAUUGACGGCCUUGAAACGUCCAUGGUGCCACUUCAAACAGAAGUCCCCCUCAACGUCAAGGGUCGCUGGCCUGUAACUAUUCAACUUCACGGCAGCAUUCAAAAGAUGGUCUGCCAAAAAUGUCGAUCCACUUCCGAUCUGGAUCCCAGUAUAUUCGUGGAAACCGACCCGCCAGAGUGCGGUGAUUGUGCCGAAAAUGACAGGAACCGUCGCAUCGCCGAACAACGCAGUCAUGGUGUAGGACGUCUGCGUCCACGAAUUGUUCUGUACAACGAGCAUAACCCCGAUGAAGAAGCUAUCACCUCUGUUAUGAACGCAGAUGUAAAAUCUCGCCCUCGCGUAUUGAUUGUUGCAGGAACCAGCCUUAAAAUCCCUGGUGUCCGCCGCCUUGUGAAGAGUUUAUGUACCGUCAUCCGUACACGAAAGGACGGAGUGACAAUGUUCAUCAAUAAUGAACCUCCUGUUGGAAAAGAGUUCGAAAAUUGCUUUGACUUGAUCGUUCAAGGAAACACUGAUGAAGUAGCGGAUCUCGUCGCACUCAAGAAUUGGGAGGAUUGUACACCAUAUCAAUCACUGUUGCCAGAACCUGUAUUCGGCCUCAAACCAGAAACCGAUUCGGAAACAGAAUUCAAACUUGCUGUCGUUAUCACGCCAAAGAAGAAGCGCACCAUCGAAGAGACAGGCCUGCUUACACCGUCUGCUAGCAACGAUGAGAAGCCCAAUACGAAGAAGGUGGGCAAGUUGGCCAAUCCAGCAAGCAAGGGCCGUAAUCUCAAAGACAUGCUCGGCUCAGCCAAAACCACCGCACCAGCUCAAGCAGCUCGUAAGCCUGCUGCUGCGCCCAAGAAGCGAGCACCCAAGACAGCUGCCAAACCAACCAAACAGAUCACCAACUUCGGUACCGUCGGAAAAUCGGCCACUGCGCCUGCGAACGCCACGAAGAAGACUGCAGGCGGCAAAGCACUGGCUCCAGUCGUUAUGUUCCCCAAUCUUCCCAAGAACGCGGACGCCUCAGGGAAAGUUGUUGAAGGGGUAGAAGCCACACCUGUGACCGAAUGUCCUAGUUGA